Molecule: messenger RNA, 1005 nt
Organism: Menidia menidia (Atlantic silverside)
Lineage: Eukaryota; Metazoa; Chordata; Actinopteri; Atheriniformes; Atherinopsidae
Source: the annotation of a GenBank genome assembly
UCACUCGUUCCAGUGAUCUCGGUACAAGCCGGGGCCGAUGUGACAGUGGCGUGCACUCUCCCUGAUGAUACGUUUAGCAUUCAAAAAGUCCACUGGUCAAAGCAGAGUGCAGGGGCCACUCUCAAAUCAAUUGUGACGCUGUGGAAAAAUGUAAAUCCCGUAUAUGGAGCCGGGUUUUCUCCCUCAAAAGUGAAGGCAGCAUUCAAUGAGAGGAAUAGCACUCUGACCAUUUUGAGGACAAGUACAGAAGAUGAGGGAAUGUAUCACUGUGCCGUCAUUGAAUAUACUGCUGUUACCUGGAGUGGGACUUAUUUGUCUCUGAAAGGAAAUACCCAGAGAACCACAAACUACACAGUUGUCCAGCAUUCAGGAGAAAUGGAUCCAAUAGGUUCGGGAAACUCAAAGACCCUGCAGUGUUCAGUCCUCUCUGUCUCUCAGAACCAGACGUGUUCAGAAGAUCUGAGUGUGUUCUGGUUCAGAGCUGCAUCAGAUGAAUCUCAUCCACACAUCAUCUACUCUGAUGGAAACAGAGCUGCUAAAUGUAACCAGAAAGCUGACACUCAGAGGAGAUGUGUGCAUCACUUCUCUAAGAACAUCAGCUCCUCUGAAGUUGGGACUUACUACUGUGCUGUGGCCACAUGUGGAGAGAUAUUAUUUGGAGAUGGAACCAAAGCGGACCCUGAGAAAAUACAGUUUAAAUGGCUGGCGACCAUAUCACUGUGCUUUUGCAUUUCUGUGAUGACAAACAUUUUCUUCAUUUGUUACAAAACACCAAAAGCUGCAUGUGUAAAAUCUGAAGGUGAAAAUGAUCUGAACUACGCUGCUCUGCAUUUUUCUGGAGCAAAAUAUACAAGAGGAAGGAAGAAAGAGCUGAAAACGGAAGAAAGUUGCGAAGGUGAAAAUGAUCUGAACUACGCUGCUCUGCAUUUCUCUGGAGCAAAAUAUACAAGAGGAAGGAAGAAAGAGCUGAAAACGGAAGAAAGUGUAUACUCGGAUAUUAAAAUC